CAUACCGCUCGUAUCUUUUAACUUUCUCUCCUUCAACCAUCAACAACAUGUCGCCCUAGACUCCGGCUGUUUAAAUCCCUGUAAUUACGGUUCAUCAUACAGGCUACUUCUCCUUUCGUUAUCAUUUCAUCUCUUUGAUAUGAUUGUGGCUGGUUCCUUUGAUCAUUAAUAAGAUGUUGCGUAACGUGGUGAAAGGUGCAGCUAGGAAAGCUGUAACGGAGCUGUCCCAGUAUCCAAAGCCCGGCGAGAAACUCCAUGGCUUCACUUUGUUAAGGACAAAGCAUGUACCAGAACUCGAGCUAACUGCGCUACAUUUACGACAUGAUAAGACCGGCGCGGACUAUCUACACAUCGCUCGCGAAGAUAGUAACAAUGUAUUCUCAAUCGGCUUCAAGACGAACCCCCCGGAUGACACGGGUGUUCCCCAUAUUCUUGAGCAUACAACAUUAUGUGGUAGCCAAAAGUAUCCUAUACGAGAUCCCUUCUUUAAGAUGCUACCCCGAACCCUGUCCAAUUUUAUGAAUGCCUUCACUGCUUCCGAUCACACCUACUAUCCGUUCGCUACGACCAACGCCCAAGAUUUUCAGAAUCUGAUGUCGGUAUAUCUCGACUCGACCCUACAUCCCCUGUUGAAGGAGACGGAUUUUACUCAAGAAGGUUGGCGCAUUGGACCAGAAAACCCCAGAGUUGCGGAGAAGGAUGGAGGAACGGAUACCGAGGAUAGCAAGCUAGUCUUCAAGGGUGUCGUCUACAAUGAGAUGAAGGGCCAAAUGUCGGAUGCAGGCUACCUCUUUUACAUUCGCUUUCAAGACCAUAUCUUCCCAUCUAUCAACAACUCUGGAGGUGAUCCGCAAAAAAUUACCGAUCUGACGUACGAGCAGCUACGUAAGUUCCAUGCUGAGCAUUACCAUCCCAGUAAUGCAAAGCUUAUAACUUACGGCGAUAUGCCAUUGGCCGACCAUCUCAAGGAAAUUGAUGCCCAGAUGAAGGCAUUUGAGAAGAUACAGGCGGAUAUAGAACAUAAAGAGCCAAUCGACCUGAGUGAUGGGCCGCGUACCGUGACGGUACUUGGGCCGGUAGAUCCUCUUGCUGACCCGGAAAAACAAUAUAAAACGUCAGUAUCAUGGAUCACUGGUAAAACCAGCGACGUGUUGGAGUCCUUUUCUAUAUCUCUACUCUCGUCCCUGUUAAUGGACGGAUAUGGAUCUCCGCUCUAUAAGGGGCUCAUCGAGAGCGGGCUGGGUACGGAUUGGAGUCCAAAUUCCGGCUACGACGGAUCAGCAGCUACAGGAAUCUUCUCUAUUGGUUUAAGCGGGGUCGAGCAACCUAAUGUCGAGAAGAUUAGGGGCGAAAUUCACAACAUACUGCGCGAAGUUCGUGACAAAGGCUUUGAGAGAACGAAGAUAGAAGGAUAUCUCCAUCAGCUCGAAUUGAGUCUUAAGCAUAAAACCGCCAAUUUUGGACUUUCGGUGUUACAUCGUCUGAAAGGGAAGUGGUUUUCUGGCACCGAUCCCUUCAAUUCCUUAGCAUGGAACGAUACAGUUGCAGCAUUUGAGGCGAAGCUGGCUGAAGGAGGCUAUCUUGAGGGGCUAAUGGAUAAAUAUCUCCUUAACGACAAUACUCUUACUUUCACAAUGGCCCCUUCGGAAACAUAUGGUGCGGAGAUUGCGAAGGAAGAAGAAGACAGGCUGCUAGCUAAGAUUUCCGAAGCUGCUCAACAAGCCGGUGGAGAACAAGAAGUUCGAAAAUUCCUCGAGCAGAGAGAACUGGAUCUUCUUGUUGAACAAAACAAGACAAACACCGAAGAUCUAAGCUGCCUACCGACCGUUCACGUUAAAGACAUCCCAAGGCAGAAGGAGCCUGUCAUAGUAAGAGACGAAGCGGCACACGGCACUACUAUCCAGUGGCACGAAGCUCCUACAAAUGGACUCACUUACUUUCGAGCCAUCAAUACAUUUGAAAAUUUACCAGACGAGCUCCGAUCCCUAGUUCCGUUGUUUACAGACUCCAUCAUGCGACUGGGAACAAAGGACAUGACUAUGGAGCAGCUCGAGGAUCAAAUCAAGCUAAAGACGGGUGGUGUUUCUGUUAGCUAUUUGUCCACCGCAUCACCAACCGACUUCCGCCAGGCUUCCGAGGGCCUUCUACUACGUGGCACGGCUCUUGAUCGUAACGUACCCGAAAUGUUCGACCUACUCCGUAAGCUCAUCUUAGAGACCAAUUUUGACAGUCCAGAGGCAGCCCUUCGGAUAAGACAAUUACUCGAAGCCGCAGCUGAUGGUGUUGUGAACGACAUUGCCUCCUCCGGUCAUUCCUAUGCUCGAAGGUAUGCUGAGUCGGGUUUAACACGCGAAGGCUACUUGGCCGAGCAAGUAAGCGGCUUAUCACAGGUUAAACUCAUAACGUCGCUGGCUGGACGACCCGAGUCCGACCGAUUCGAAGACAUAAUCGAAAAACUUAAACAAAUACAGAAAUUAGCAUUAGCGGGUACUAACAUUCGCACGGCGUUAACGUGUGGCUCUGAUAGUGUUCAAGCCAAUUCUUCCGCGUUAUCCCGAUUCUUGGCAUCUCGAUCAACUGAUCCUGUCCAAUUCCCCGCUACUGGAAAGCAGACAUUUGCGAGAGAUAUCAAAGCAUUCUUCCCACUUCCUUACCAAGUCUACUAUGGUUCCCUCGCACUCCCAACUGCCUCCUAUACGUCACCACAAGGUGCACCCCUUCAAAUCCUAGCUCAACUUCUCACUCAUAAACAUCUUCAUCACGAAAUUCGUGAAAAGGGUGGCGCAUAUGGAGGCGGUGCUUACAUGAAGGGACUUGAAGGAAUAUUUGGGUUCUACUCAUACCGAGAUCCAAACCCGCUGAACACUCUUUCCAUUAUGAAGAAUGCCGGCCGAUGGGCGGUCGAUAAGAAAUGGUCCGACCGAGACCUUGAAGAGGCCAAGAUCUCAGUUUUCCAGAGUGUCGAUGCACCCAGGUCAGUGAGUGCGGAGGGUAUGCUCCGCUUCACGUCCGGUGUCACAGACGAAAUGCAGCAGAAGAGGCGUGAACAGCUUUUGGACGUUUCCAAGGAUCAAGUCCGCGAGGCUGCCCAGAAGUACAUCGUUGACGCUCUAGCAAAGGGGGAGGAAAGGAUCGCUUUCCUUGGAAAGAAACAAGAAUGGGUGGAUGACACCUGGAAUGUGAAAGAGAUUAACGUGGACAGUACCGAGUAACGAGUGAAGACAACGACAGACGAUGGAUGUAACAAUUGCCUGUACAAUAUCUACAUAUACCCAUCUCUUACGAAUUAGACGGAUUGUAUAUAGACCCAGCAUUUAUGGUCUGGUCUAUCCCGACUCGACGGUAGUCAACUAACUGCAAGGUGAAAUUUCAUAUCCAGCAAUAUGCAAUUGUGAAAUUCCAUUUCAGCGUUCAGAUACGAUACGUCUUCUUGCUCGGUGUCUCUCACAAGAGACUCCACCAUAGCAUGGAGACCACAACAAGACGCGAGACCAAAACAUAAGAGGUAAGGUCUGUGGAUAACGCCCUGUGAGGGGCUGUUUGACACAAGUACCGACCUCCUACGCUCGUUCUUUCAGACCCGGAUUCCUUAGAUUUAGGAUUCUGGACUAUAGAACAGAGUACAUGCUUAUUCUACUAAGAUGUAAAGAAUAUAGACUACCCCUUACCCCUUUCCCACCAUGGCCAUUACGGUAUACUCAGGUAUAUAUAAGGUACUCAAUCACGAGCUCGUAUCAGGAAUCUAUCACCAUCCUAGAAAUUUAACGAAAAAGUAAAUAUGUGACAAGAGUGGGACUUGAACCCACGCGGAUUGCUCCAUGAGGAUGUAGGAAUUAAGGUGACCUUAACCUCACGCCAUAACCAACUCGGCCAUCUUGCCUAUUUUGCUUAA
This is a messenger RNA of Daldinia vernicosa, 3892 nucleotides long. Its product is annotated as Metalloenzyme, LuxS/M16 peptidase-like protein. Gene Ontology annotation, biological process: protein processing. The coding region runs from base 174 to 3212 and encodes 1012 amino acids. The transcript is spliced from 2 exons. The record is from RefSeq and is a predicted model, not a curated record. NCBI's taxonomy places the organism in Eukaryota, Fungi, Ascomycota, Sordariomycetes, Xylariales, Hypoxylaceae. Gene Ontology annotation, cellular component: mitochondrial matrix. Gene Ontology annotation, molecular function: metal ion binding.